Messenger RNA from Galeopterus variegatus (Sunda flying lemur), 1272 nucleotides. Its product is annotated as olfactory receptor 2T8-like. Gene Ontology annotation, molecular function: olfactory receptor activity; G protein-coupled receptor activity. Lineage: Eukaryota; Metazoa; Chordata; Mammalia; Dermoptera; Cynocephalidae. Gene Ontology annotation, biological process: G protein-coupled receptor signaling pathway. The coding region runs from base 1 to 939 and encodes 312 amino acids. The record is from RefSeq and is a predicted model, not a curated record. Gene Ontology annotation, cellular component: membrane. The transcript has a single exon.
AUGGAAAAUGGGAAUAUCACCACAUAUUUCAUUCUCCUAGGACUCUUUAACACCACCAGAACCCACCAGUUUCUGUUUGUGAUGGUCCUGACGAUUGCUUUCACCUCUCUAGUGGCCAAUGCCCUUGUGCUUCUCCUGAUUUUCAGGGACCGCCAGCUCCACACACCCAUGUACCUCCUCCUGAGCCAACUCUGCCUCAUGGAUCUGAUGCUGGCUUCCACUACUGUGCCCAAAAUGGCUGCUGACUACCUGACUGGAACGAAGUCCAUCUCCUCUGGUGGGUGUGGGUUGCAGAUUUUCUUCUUGGUUACUCUGGGUGGUGGAGAGUGUUUCCUCCUGGCUGCCAUGUCUUAUGACCGCUAUGUGGCUAUUUGCCAUCCACUGAGAUACCCCAACCUCAUGAGCUGGCAGUUUUGCCUGAGAAUGAUUUCGGGGUCUUGGUUCCUGGGAGCAGCCGAUGGACUCAUGCAAGCUGUUGUUGCCUUGAGCGUCCCAUUUUGUGGUGUACACGAGAUCGAUCAAUUCUUCUGUGAGGCUCCCAUGUUGAUGCGCUUGGCUUGCACUGAUACAUCUGUCUUUGAGUAUGUCAUGUACGUCUGCUGUGUGUUAAUGCUCCUGGUCCCCUUUUCCAUCAUCCUGACCUCUUACAGUCGCAUCCUCACUGCUGUUCUGCAAAUGCAUUCUAGGGAAGCCGGCAAGAAGGCCAUUGCCACCUGUUCGUCACAUUUGGCUGUGGUGGGACUCUUUUAUGGAGCUGCCAUUUUUAUCUACAUGAGACCCAAAUCCUACAGGUCAGCUGACCACGAUAAGGUGGUUUCAGCAUUCUACGCUAUCUUCACCCCUGCAUUCAACCCCCUCAUCUACAGUCUGCGGAACAGUGAUGUCAAGGGAGCCCUGAGGAAGUGGAUGGGUCAGUGUGCUGCCUUAAAUCGUUAUUAGGAAAGCAUUAAUUUGCCCCAACUUUCAUGGCAAUACAAAGUGAUUAUGUGGGAUUUCCUGGAGAGAAGGUACAUUCUUCUGUACAUGUACAUCUUUUGUUUCUGUUUUACAUAGAAUUGCAUGCUAAUCUCCAUACUUUGGGUUGAUUUACUGAGAUGUAAUCACCAGAUCAAAUUGUGGAAUACUAAAAAUUUGUGAGUCAUACAUCCUUAAUAAAAUGUAUCCAUAUAAUGCCCCAUAAUGAAUUGUUGUUCAAAGGGUGAAUUAACUAUUCAAGCAAUUUUAAGGGGCUAAUUGCUGCCAUUUGUUUCAAGUAGAGGUGUGAUUUUUACA